This is a messenger RNA of Neolamprologus brichardi, 798 nucleotides long. NCBI's taxonomy places the organism in Eukaryota, Metazoa, Chordata, Actinopteri, Cichliformes, Cichlidae. The record is from RefSeq and is a predicted model, not a curated record.
AUGAUCUCAGAUUCCAAAAUAUUUUAUUUGAAUCCUCGUUACAUCCUGUUCAUCCACCUGGUGGUGAAUGACAUGAUCCAGCUCACUUCUUCAGUUAGUCUAUUUGUUUUCACUUAUAUCUUUUAUCAAAUUAAUGUUGCAUUCUGUUGCUCCCUUAUCACUUUGGCUAUAUUCACCACCCAGAACAAUCCCCUGACCCUCGCUGUGAUGGCAGUAGAGUGUCAUAUUGCCAUAUGCUUCCCUCUCCAGCACUCACAGAUAUGUACAGUCAAAAAUGUAACCAUUGUGAUCACAGUGAUAUGGGGGCUAAGUUCACUUACAAUCCUGCCAAAUUUAUUCACCAGCCUGGCCACAGAAUCCAGAGAUUUCUUUCAUUCAAGAGUCUUCUGCCUUAGAAAAAAAACUUUCAGACCUCCUGAACUAGAAAAGAAGAAAAAUAUAUCCAACAUUGUAUUUCUGGUUAUUGUUUGGCUCACCCUUGUCUACACAUAUUUCAGAAUCCUUUUCGCUGCACAGGCAGCUGCUGCAAACGCCAGGAAAGCAAGAAACACUGUACUGCUGCACGGCUUCCAGCUGCUACUGUGCAUGCUCAACUACGUGUAUGAUUUGCUGCUGAAUGGUUUGACAUCCUUGUUCCCAAAAGGAGUCCUGACUAUUCGCUACACAAUCUCAGUAUUCGUUCACAUUCUGCCUCGACUUGUUAGUCCACUUGUUUAUGGGAUACGAGACAAGGCAUUCAGAAGAUAUCUGAGGAAAUAUCUGUUCUACUCACCAAAGGCUAAUGUUAACAAAAGUUAA